Molecule: messenger RNA, 364 nt
Organism: Racocetra persica
Lineage: Eukaryota; Fungi; Glomeromycota; Glomeromycetes; Diversisporales; Gigasporaceae
Source: the annotation of a GenBank genome assembly
AUGGCCAAUGUAAUAGACCUUAAAAAAGAAUUAUAUAAUGCCCUCCAAGAUUCUUCUAAGAUAGUUUCAUACAAUGCUAAAUUGCAGGAUAAGUAUGAAAAACAAGAAAAAAAAUCAAUCGGAAGAGAGGUCAAUGGGAUCGGGAUAGAAAGAAGUGGACAACUAAUACAUAGUGUUGUUUCUUCUGAAAUAAUGUUUGAAAAUAAUACUUCGGAUAGAAAGUCAAAGAAAAGAAACCCAGGAUCCAGUUCUAGAUCUGUUCUGGUAUCUGAUUCAGUAAAUAUUCCGAUAAAAAAAGUAGUUGAAAUAGAUGAUUUACAAGCUAGACUUGCACAAAAUCGCAAAAAAAGAGAAGAAGCUAAAC